AUGAAGCAUGUGAAGAAGGCUAGAGCAAUGCGUGCUUUAGAUGACUAUGUGUAUAACAUGAAGAAAAUAAUGAAUGAUAAUAGCAGCGUAACUUCCAAGCUCACUGCCGUUGACAAAGUGAAGAUCAGUUCUUCAAUUGUAAAGGGAGAAGAAUUGAUUGAUGACGAUGACCAAGAAACAUUUGUGUUUGUGGACGUUCUGAGGGAGCUUGAGAGAAUCUUUGAAUCCGCUAUGAAAAAGAUCAACAAAUGUUACUCUAAUGAUGAAAGUGAUUCUGAUUCUUAA
This is a messenger RNA of Vicia faba (fava bean), 285 nucleotides long. The record is from the annotation of a GenBank genome assembly. Lineage: Eukaryota; Viridiplantae; Streptophyta; Magnoliopsida; Fabales; Fabaceae.